AUGUCUGAUAGCAAGUCCCAAACAAAUGCGGCACCAGAAGCAGCAGCAAACGAUGUCUAUCGAGGUCCAGAAACAAAGGGCUGGUGGCGAGAGCUAUGUUGUAUCCCGCUACGAAUGGAUUCUAGACUAGCUGUUGUCACCGGCGCUAACUCUGGGAUAGGUCUUUCGGUGACGGGGGAACUAGCAAGGCGCGGGGCAACUGUGAUUAUGGCGUGCCGAGAUAUAUCCAAAGCUCAGUCUGCCAAAGAUUCGCUGUUACGAAUGUACGGCGCGGAGAAUCCAGAAAGCACAAAAACUGAUGUGGUGGAUGAGACGAUAAGCUCAAUAUUGUCUCCCAUUCAAGAUGAACAGCUUCGCCUGGAACAACUUGACCUUUCCUCGUUUGAAUCGAUCAGAAACUUUGUUGAACGCUUUAUCAAAACCAACGAACCACUGGACUAUUUGAUCAACAACGCCGCUAUAAUCAGUCGUACUUAUGAGAAGUCAGUAGAUGGACAGGAAUUGCAACUCGCUGUCAACUAUCUUGGACCGGUCCUUCUUACCGAAUUACUUUUGCCGAGCUUGAAGAAAUCUCCGAAAGGGAGAAUAGUCAACAUGACUGAUGCGCUGCACUACCUUGGCAAUCUGCACAAACCUACACUGCAUCUUUCGGGUUCGAGUUACGGUCCGUAUGUUGCCUACAACCAGUCCAAACUAGCUUUGACCAUGUACACAGUUGAGCUGGCCAGACGCCUUGAGGGCACCAGUGUUAUUCCUGUGUCAGUCUACCCUGGCCCGGUCAAUACAGCAUUCCAAAAAAGUUCGAAUUCCACAUUAGAACUUCGCCUGGAACAACUUGACCUUUCCUCGUUUGAAUCGAUCAGAAACUUUGUUGAACGCUUUAUCAAAACCAACGAACCACUGGACUAUUUGAUCAACAACGCCGCUAUAAUCAGUCGUACUUAUGAGAAGUCAGUAGAUGGACAGGAAUUGCAACUCGCUGUCAACUAUCUUGGACCGGUCCUUCUUACCGAAUUACUUUUGCCGAGCUUGAAGAAAUCUCCGAAAGGGAGAAUAGUCAACAUGACUGAUGCGCUGCACUACCUUGGCAAUCUGCACAAACCUACACUGCAUCUUUCGGGUUCGAGUUACGGUCCGUAUGUUGCCUACAACCAGUCCAAACUAGCUUUGACCAUGUACACAGUUGAGCUGGCCAGACGCCUUGAGGGCACCAGUGUUAUUCCUGUGUCUGUCUACCCUGGCCCGGUCAAUACAGCAUUCCAAAAAAGUUCGAAUUCCACAUUAGAAAAAAUGUACACGGCCUUGACUAUGCCGCAACGCAUUUCACCUUGGGAAGCCGCUCAGCAGGUGAUCCACGCACUACUUCGACGGAGACUCAUCCCCGGCGGGUAUUACGAUCGGUACGACAGAGGAUUUCCUGAUCGCUUGGCCUUAACACAGCUGGAGCGCACUUGGCUUUGGGAUAAGACGAAAGAAAUAUUGCAGUUGAAAGAAUAGUCCGGUGUUUUGGCUAACAGUUUAACGCCAAUUGUGUUGUCACAUCUGUUGUGCAAAUACAGG
Molecule: messenger RNA, 1560 nt
Organism: Opisthorchis viverrini
Lineage: Eukaryota; Metazoa; Platyhelminthes; Trematoda; Opisthorchiida; Opisthorchiidae
Exons: 4
Coding region: 1-1497 (498 amino acids)
Molecular function (GO): oxidoreductase activity
Source: RefSeq, a predicted model, not a curated record